This is a messenger RNA of Prorocentrum cordatum, 1342 nucleotides long. The record is from the annotation of a GenBank genome assembly. Lineage: Eukaryota; Dinophyceae; Prorocentrales; Prorocentraceae.
GGAGACGUUCCAGUGGUCUCUCAACGCCGCCUUUGCGAAGGACAACCACUACACGCUGUUCCGCUACGAGGACUGGCCUGCGUGGGUGCUGUUCUCCAGCGUGUUUGCCUUCCUCAUUAUCUUUGACAACGUGGUGCUGAACAGGUACCCGGGGGCGAUGACCAUCACCGGGGCGGUCCUGUACACGCUGUUCUGGAUAUGCUGCGCCGUCGCGUUUUGCGGCUGGGUGGCGUGGUGGAAGGGCGAGCAGUCCGCCUACAUGUGGAUGAGCGGCUACAUGCUGGAGUGGCUUUUGUCGUUUGACAACUUGUUUGUCUUCCACCUGAUCUUCAAGACGUACCAGACGCCAGAGCACCUGAAGCACAGGCCGCUCUACCUGGGCAUCUGCGGCGCCGUGUUCUUCAGGCUGGUCUUCAUCUUCAUCGGCGAGUACCUCAUGCAUGCGAUGUACUUCAUGCAUUUGGUGUUCGGCGCGUUUCUCAUCUACACGGGUGUGAAGACCAUCACAGCCGACGACGAGGACGAUGACCCGUCCCAGCAACCCCUCGUGCAGUGGCUGACCAGGAGACUUCCGUUCGUGAGCACGUACGACGACAAGGGGGCCUUCUUCGUGCGCGUGCCGGUGGACGAGCACGGGGAGGUGAUUUGCCUCGAGGAGCCCAGCGGCGCCGCCGCGAGGCCCGCCUCGGGGGAGCCGGGCGCCGCUGCGGCGUGCGAGCCCGGCGCCAGGGCGCCCGACGCCAAGUCGUCGUGGACUUCUUGUUGGCCGUUUGCGCGCAGCCGCCGCACGCCUCAGCAGGCCAGCUACGGCGCCGUGGACCUGGGGGCGGGGGCCGCCAAGCUGCGCGGCGCGGGCGCGAGGCCCAGGCAGUGGCGAGCCACCAUGCUCUUCCUGGUCGUCUGCUGCCUCGAGAUCAGCGACGUGCUCUUCGCGGUGGACUCCGUCAGCGCCAUCGUGGCGCAGGUGAACGAUUUAUUCCUGGCGUACACGUCCGCGGUCUUUGCCAUGCUCGGGUUGCGCGCCACCUUUUUUAUCAUCGAUCUCCUGGCGCAGCUUUUCUCGCUGCUGAAGUUCGGCGUGGCAGGCGUGCUCAUCUUUAUCGGGGUCAAGCUGAUGCUGUCCCGCGUCUGGCACGUGCCACCAGGGAUAGUCUGCCUGAUUCUCCUAUCUUGCCUGGGGCUUUCCAUGGUCGCCUCCAUCGUGCACGACCGGUGGAACAACACGCGCAGCGAGGAGGCGAAGACGUCCAGCUGAGGCCCCGACCGCAGUGCCGCCAGCCAGGCGGCCGACGCGAGAGCGGCCAGGGAGGAUCGCCGGACGAAAGGGGGGAGAGUGGGGCAG